AUGGUGGCUGAGUUGCUGAGAGCCCAAACACAGAUGCAACAGCAAAUGAUCCGUGAUCGGAUUCAGUUGCAGACACAAAUUCCUGACGUUCGUGAUAUGAACCAAACCAUGCCAACGACCUGGAAUCAUACCUGGAUACCACCCUCGGUGGAUCCUCCGCAUGGUUCUUUGGGUGGUCCUUCAACCUUACAAACUCAAACGAUUAAUACCUACCGUGGUCUUAGAACGUCACAUAUCCAAGAACCAAUUAAUCAACCAUCUCAUUUAUAUCCCAAUUAUUCGCUAUCCGGUCCACCACAAUCACGACCAAAUCAAGACACUAUAUUCGACGAAUCUGCCCAAGCGGAUGCAAUGGAUAGGAAAUUCACAGCCUUACCAUCAUGGUUGGGUUGA
This is a messenger RNA of Rhagoletis zephyria (snowberry fruit fly), 393 nucleotides long. RefSeq lists its product as uncharacterized. Lineage: Eukaryota; Metazoa; Arthropoda; Insecta; Diptera; Tephritidae. The record is from RefSeq and is a predicted model, not a curated record.